GUGCCAUGUAUUAGUGAAGAAAUGAAUGGAAUGAAUGUCUCUAUGGAGCUUUUUUCUGGCAUUGUAAUUGAGUGUGAGUCAAAAUCUUUUUCAGCUUAGAAGGCCACAUAGUGGUGAUAUCAGUACUACCAGGCAUACAUAACAGGGAAGGCAGAGGAAAAGCUAUCUUUAUUACCAGAAAGUUGUUCCCUGAACUCAGUUUUACUUUUGUAUUAAAGAAUGAAGACUUUUUAUUUAGUAAACUGUUAGGGCUCAGAUUCAACUUUUAAAAUGCACUAAAUAUAAAUGGCAUUUUAGCAUUUAGUAGAAUAAGCAGUGCAUUAAUACUGCUGAAGUUGAAAAUGUUUGAACUAGUUUGAGUCAGUAAAAAAUAUAGGUGAAAAACAAGAAUGGAGAAACACCAGUCAUUCUUAUUGUCAGAACAGUGAUUUUUUGGUUGAGAAUCAUUGGUAAAUUGGGUCAUUCUAGUUUGAAAAGCCCAUCUUCAUAGACAUGAAGUAGCACUGCUCUCAUUUUCACAAAAUCUUCCCGGAGAACUCAGCAGUUGAACUAGAAUUCCUUACUUCGGUUAUGCAUUCCUCAUUAGCUCCUUAAAUCAGGUCAUGAUUUUUUCUUCAUGCUUCAUUCUGUAACUUACCAGGCCUCUGUUUUUACCUGAAAGAGAUUUAGUUUGCAGGCUUCAAUUCAGUUCUCUCUAUUUUAGAUUACUUCUCUAUUUUGGGAUUUCUGCUUGAAGAGACUUCAUGUCAACCUCCCGACAUGCUUACAGAAUGAUACUAGCUGAAGGGCUGUACCAUCUGAGGUUUCUCAUCUGAGACAGAUAGUUCUCCGACUUCAGUGUUAGAGAAAAGUCUUAUGGAAAACUGUCAUUGAAGAGAAAUCCAUUUGUUGGAAUGCAGUAAAAAAAGAAUGAAUCAAGAUCAAACCUCUAAAUGCAAGUACCAGAAAAAUUACAACACAUCACAGUGAAUUUGCAAGUGUGACUUGAAUGUUCCUCCUGAGGAAAAUGUGAAGUUUAGCUGCCUGAAAAGGCAAAAAGGAAAGGAUCAUCCUUCCUUGUGGGUCAGCAGGCAGUUGUAGGACUGCAAAAUGGGUCUCCGGAUUCACUUUGUUGUUGACCCACAUGGUUGGUGCUGCAUGGGUGUGAUUGUCUUUGUCUGGUUAUACAAUAUUGUCAUAAUUCCAAAAAUUGUCCUCUUUCCUCACUAUGAAGAAGGACAUAUUCCAGGCAUACUAAUAAUAAUAUUCUAUGGCAUUGCCAUAUUUUGUCUGGUCGCCUUAAUAAGGGCCUCAAUAACUGAUCCAGGAAGACUCCCUGAGAACCCUAAGAUCCCACAUGGAGAAAGGGAGUUCUGGGAAUUAUGUAACAAGUGUAAUUUGAUGAGACCAAAGCGUUCCCAUCAUUGCAGCCGCUGCGGCCACUGUGUUAGGAGAAUGGAUCAUCACUGUCCAUGGAUUAACAAUUGUGUUGGUGAAGAUAAUCAUUGGCUCUUUCUGCAGUUGUGUUUCUACACUGAACUUCUUACUUGCUACGCACUGAUGUUUUCUUUCUGCCACUAUUAUUACUUUCUUCCACUAAAAAAGCGUAACUUGGACCUCUUCAUUGUUAGACAUGAAUUGGCCAUAAUGAGACUAGCUGCCUUUAUGGGCAUUACUAUGUUAGUUGGAAUAACAGGACUCUUUUAUACUCAACUAAUUGGCAUUAUCACAGAUACAACAUCUAUUGAAAAGAUGUCAAACUGUUGUGAAGAAAUAUCGAGGCCCCGAAAGCCAUGGCAGCAGACCUUCUCAGAAGUUUUUGGCACUCGUUGGAAGAUCCUGUGGUUUAUUCCUUUCAGGCAGAGACAACCACUGCGAGUUCCCUACCACUUUGCCAAUCACGUCUAAACAGAUGGAUGGUGGGCACAGAUGGGUCCUCCAUGCUGGAAGUGCGUUACAGGUUUUCUGAUAAUAGAACGAUGACAGUCUUCAAGUCAAUUAAAAUCCACCCACCAAUCUUAGGCAUCAUAAUGUGCCCCAGGCUUUAUUUUAAUAGUGAUCUUGAUCCUGUUGUGGGACUAAUACAAGAUCUAUAUUUAAGUUUUAAAGCAUGUUUACUUUCAAAUUAGCUUUCCACAGGGAUUUCUUAAAAUGCUUUUGUUAUUAAACUCAAAAGGCAGUGAUUGGAUUGAAAUAAUUGUACAUAAUUUCUUUUAGGACUGACAAUAUUAUAGAUUUUAAUUUAUGGGGAUUUUCAGAUGUUUAUUUAAAUUUUUCACUUUUAAACAGUACUAACCAAAUCUGAAUUUAAUUCUUCAGGUUUUACAAAAGGUUUUACACCUUAUAUGUAAAUUUUCUUUUUCAAAUGCAGCUUAAAAUGUUAAUACUUUCUUUUAUAUAUGUUGCAGGAUUUUAUUAAGUGCAGCAUAGGAUUGAACAACAACAAAAGGGCAGUGUUUUCUUAGAAGUAGGUUUCUGAUGUUUUCUUCUCUUCCCCCCAAACAAAAACACCACUAAAGUAAAGUACCAACUACCUACCUUAUUGUAAAGGAAAAAUUAAUUUUUUUCAUGUUAACAUUCCCAUUUCUUUUCCCUAUACUGCUGUAAUUUUGAUUGUUGUUAAUAUAUUUGCUUCGAGUAGAAAAUUUUGACUAAGUGGGAAUGUAUUCGUAUUUUACCUUCAGAUUUUGUUGAGCAAAAGGAAAGCAAAUAUGCAGUAAUUCCACAAAUACCUUUUCUGGUGCAGUUAGGCCAGAAUGCGAAUCUUUAAAAUGCUGGUAUAACCAGAUAAUGUGUACUGUACAGUAUAAAGAGGAAUAUUGUUCUUUUGAAAAAAUACAUAUACUUUUUACUUUUAUUUAAUAGUACCUAUUAGUAGAUCUAAAAUUACACAUUGAAGGUUUACUUAUAAUAAAUAUUGGCCAAUUCCUGAAAUUUUAUCAUAGGAAAUUACUAGUAAAAAUAAGUAAAUAACUUUUGUAUACCUAAAUUACCCAAAAUGAAAUUAAAUUUUAGUUAGCUAACUAUAAUUUGGAUUGAAAGACCUUUUUGUAGCUAAUGUUAGGAAAUGACCUUAAAGUAAGAAAAUAAUAAUCUACAUUUAUCGUUAGCCUUAUACAGAUUUAAACUGCUCAGAGUGAUGGUCUCUUGGAAAGCACAGAACAUUUGUUCGAAAAGAUCUUUAGCAUGCUUUGAAAAAAAUUCAGCUUUAACAUUUUUUUCCAUUAGAAUAUUGCAAAGUCCAUGUAUCUUUUUUGAAAAUUUUUGUAUUCAGUCUUGCCCUCGAAGAGAAGAUUGAAGGACUCUACUUACUUGUAGCAUAUCAGUAGUUUUCUUUUACUUAAAUUAGAUAGUAGGGAAUCAUACCUGAGAUAUCAAGCAACAGCUACCGUUGUCAGUGGGUUAACUCUACUGUGGUUACUUCUUUCAGAAAUUGUAAAUAUCUUCUAAAAUAAUGGAAUAAGCUGUUCUCAGAGAUACAAGUGCCAUGUCUUACAUGCUCUGAUUAUAUAAUGUUUUAUUACCUAAAAGUGUAGACAUGGCAGGUGAAAAUAUGUAUUGGUGCUGGUAAGAUGCAUAGUAAAUUUAAUAUGAGAAAUGUAUUUGUAGAGCUUAAUGAACCACAUUAGUAUGUUCAUGUCAUGGAAAUGGGUUGGAUUUUGUGCAGGUUAACCUGUUGACCAAAUUUGGCCUGGUGACAGAACUGUUACAAGGAAGUAAUGUAUAGGUAAUAUACAGAUAUAUAUCUGUUGAAUGCCCUACCUAGCUGUAUACAUUCCUUUCAAAUGAGGACCUUGAGGAAACAGGAAAGUGAAGUGAAGAUCCCUUAAAGAGCUUUAUAGACACAGUUAUACUUCAUAUAGUAGCAGGAGCGACCUUGAAACGUACCUGGGAGGUGCUCAGAGCCAACUUCUGCCUCAGUAAUGAGAACCAGAGGUGUCCCUUUCUCACCCCACGAGUUUUUUGUUUUUCUUGGAUUCACCAUUUCUAGAGCACAUUGUCUUCCCUCUUUUCUCUAUACCCUCACUAGCCUGAUCCCUCUGUGCCUGAUUCCUCUGGUACUGCAAUACAAACUCAUACACUAGGCAAGGUAUAUAUUUAUUUUGUUUGAAUGGCAGAAAUGGUACAUACCAAUAUAUCAGUAUAUUUAUAUAAGACUCUGUAUUAAGGGAUAUACGUAUAUAUCCCCAAAUUAGCAUGCUUAACUGGGUUUUGUUAUUCCUUGUUAGACGAGAAAAAACCAACGGGCAGUUGUUCCUAGGGAGCGCAUGAACUCUAGUGUUCUCUCUGCGCCCUCUUUUGGCUAAUUGAUGUAAUUAUACUGGGUCUAGAGACUUACUGCCCCACAAGUAAAUUGUGUAGCCAAAAUCAGAACCUGUCAGAGGUACAGACUUAGGGGGAGUGUACGUACAAAACUGUUAUAUUUUAUGAAAAUUAAUGGUCUGUGUUUAUGAUGUCAUAUCUAGUUCAUACAAAUGAUGACUACUUUGUUUUAUUUAUGUAUAUUAUAUUUUUUACUGUCAUUUACACAUUUAGAUCAGAUCAGGGUAAACAAAUGUAAACCAUUUCAUGAAUUUUACUUUACCUUUUAAACUUUUAUUUUUAUUUAUUUUUGUUGUGUUUUUUCAUUACCAUUUGUCCCCACUACACCUUCUUCCACCUCCACCCUCUUCCUCCCCCCGCCCCUCCCCCGCAUUCACCACACUGUUGUGUCUGUGAGUUCUUCGUUUGGCAAAUUGAGUCCUUAGAAUUAGAAAAGACAAUACUUUAAAAUUACUAUUUUUUAGAAAGCACAGAAAUAAUUAUAGUUACAUUGGCAAGGAGGUAUCUAAUGGGUCUUAUUGAAUAUCUAAAAAAUGCAUUUAGUUUUUUUAAUCUCAGUUGUGGAAUGAUUUUUUUUUGCUGAUUCUAUUGCACUAAAAUAGUAAGAGAUUAAUGAUUCUUUUUAUACUUCCCAUUCUUUUUUAACUUUCCUGCUUAGAGUCAUAGCUGUAGCUUUAGUAGCCAAUUUAUUAUGUAUUCUGUAUAACCAUGAAAAUAACAAAUAAUGAGUUGAGUGUUAGAAAAUAAUUAUGAGUCAUGAGGUAACUGGUGUAAUUUAUAUGUUGGAUAAAGUAGUUUCUCAUAAAUAUUUUAUUCCAUUUUAAUAAGCAAAAUAUAUUUUAAAGGAUGUUUUACAUCAGCAAAGUCAUUAAUUUGGCCUCUGGAAAUGAGUUUUAACUAGACAUUGUACGUUACACCUCUUGAACAAGUAUAUUUGUUGUUGUUCUUUUCCUUAAACAAAAAUCUUAAUGGGCUCAAGAUUGUAGGGGAAAAUUGACUGAUUUCACUGUCCCCCAAACAGUAGGCAUUCAGCUAAUGCGCUUUUGGUACUUUGUGACCAAGACUGACAGUUUAAGAACAUUAAGUUAACUGAUGUUACAUUAUAAGAAAAGUACUAUUUUGCUUAAGGGAUGUAUUAAAAAUAUUUGUGGUUAACAUAAGAGAUAGCUAUAUUUAAAUUUUUAAUGUAUUAAUCUCUGUAACAGAAGAAAGCAUAGUUUACUUUUAAUAGUAAUAGGAGUAGAGAACAUAAGUUACAUAAAAUUCAGUAUAAAAGUGGAGUUAAAACUUCUGUGAGAAUGAACAUUAGUAAAUUUUUGCUAAUAUUUAGAGGUAUUUUUCUCUAAGGAUGGUAGCUAAUUAUAACUAUUCCUCAUCAUGCUUUUUUAAGUCACUUCCAUACAAGCAGUUAGUUGAAAAUACGUUUUACUCGAAAGGGGUUAAUAAUUCCGAGUGCUAAUCAUGAAGACUUAAGUUAGGACAACACUUUAGUCAGGAAGUGUGAAGUAAUUAAUUUAGAGUAUGGCCACAGUGUUUUAUGUGUUAGGUUGUGGGGCAGUUUGAGUGUUCUCAAGUGAAUUGCUAUAAAACCACAGUGUGUCCAGCUCUGGUUUCCAGUGGCAUUAAUACUAACAAAGCUGCUAGCCUCCCCCACACUUUUCUCUGGUCUCUCUACUUCCCUUAUGCUUCAUGGAGAAACAGAUCACCUAGCUCAAGUUUACUCUACUAUUGCUGCUUCAUUACAUAAGUUUUAUACAUGACCUCCAAUAUAUAUAGAUCUAUAUAGAAUUUAUUUGGUGAAUUUAUACUUACAUUAAAUAAUUUACUAAUAGAUACAAAUAGAAGUUUUUUUACCCAGUUCUACCACUGUGGCUUUCAAAAAUGUAAGUAUUAGUGAAGGUAGUUAGUAAGUCAUGCACAUUUAGUAUGUUCUACUUUCUAGAAUUGUUAACCUAUAGUUAACAAAUGAAUUAGUUUAUUAUUUAAUGUUCACACUUGUCACCUUCUAUUCUAAGAAGCGCCCUCUGAAUUUAUAUCUAAAUAACAAAUGUCAUCUUCUGAAUUCAGUCAUUCUCAAUUGAAUUCUAGAAUAAUCUACAGUAGAAUGUGAGAAAAAAUAGAAUCAGUUUGCUUAAAAUAUUUUGAACCAAUGUUGUUAUUCUAUGUAUUACUAUUUAGCACUUCUGCUGCCUUCAGGAUGAUGCUGGUUUAACUUCAGGAAAAUGACUUUCUUCAGACAUCCCCUUUUAUUAUUAUCGUGCAGUUUUUAACAACAAAAUUUACUGUGUUUUUGUCUGUUCUUUAGAUGUCGUAAUGGUGACUGCUAGCUAGUGCUAAUUUGAAAUAGAAAUAACAAUGGUAUUUAAAAUUCUUAAAUUCUGGGUAUUACUGAUAUUUUUCACCAUCAUUAUAUUUUUUUACUAUCAUGUCCUUUUCCCCUAGUCCAUCAUAGAGGACAUAGAGUACAAGUGAGUAGUGAGUAGCCAAAACUGUGGAAAGAAAUUAAGGGAACUUACUCAGAUGGUGAGAAGGCUGGACAGAGAGCAUGGGGAAUCAGCAUCUCAGCAACAGGGUAGACUAUAAAAUGUCUGUGAGGCCAGGAAAUCCCCCGGCUAUGAUCAUUAGCCUUAUCUCUUGCAGAUAACAUUCUACUCUCAGAGUCCUUAAUGCACGUGAGCAUUUUAGUUUGAGUUAUCUAAGGAAUUUAUAUUGCUGAUUCUCUUCAGCUGGUCAGAUGCCUUUGAGAAAUUAUUUUAAAUGUUAAAUAUUAUAAUUGCAUAGUGUAUGGUAACAGGAAUUGUUAAGAAAGGUACAGCUAGUUAGUGCUGAGGAGAAAUGCAGAGGUUGCCCAAAGUUUGAAAAAACUGGGACCCUUAUCACAAGUCUUGUGAUGAGUUUUUAUGUUAAGGGGUGAUUUUCACUUUAAAAUUGUGCUAUUUUGGAGUUUUUGAUACCUCGGCGGUCGUCUCCAUACCAGUUAGUAUUGUUGUGAAUACCUGUGACAUGUAAUGUAGUGCUUGCCAGGGUUGUUCAACACUCUGUUCUUCUCAGUGCCGAUAGUUUUAUGUAUAAACAGUAGUGUGGAUCAAAUGGCAACAAAACAGGUAUGUUUCUUGUUGUGGCUUUGCUUGCCUUUUUGACUAAAUACAGGGUUUAACUGCAUUGAUUGUUAACUACAGGGAGAGGUUGGCUGCAUAUCACAAGCUCUGUGUUCUUGCCAGUGUUCAUCCGGUGAUAGUUUAACCUGCCGGUGCCUGAAGUUAGUGUCCUCCAGCCUCAACAACUAAAACAUCCUGGUGCUACUCAUUAGCAUUGAGUGACGUUUUUAUUUCCUGUACCAAAGAGUUGAUUUUCUUUUUGGUUGACUGAGAGUUUUCAUCUCACAUCCUUGUGUUUAUAAGGUAAAAUUUAAUGUUACUGAGAACAAUUUUGAUUACUGGGUCUUAGUUUUUACACACUGCUGCCUCAAUUUAAUUGGUUUUAAAUGUCUCCCAUUUGAACUUCUUUUCUGAGUUAGGCAGAUUAGUAUGUUUUAUCAUUUGGUAUUUUUAUAUAGAUUGGCUACUUUAAAAAGUAGUUUAAUGGGUUGAAGUUGCAAAAGAUAAUCUUCCCACAAGAUAUUUUGGUUGUGCUUUAUUUCUGCAGGAAUACAUGAGAAGUAAUAAAAGGUAUACUUUUAUUUCUGUAAAUGAACUGAAUAGCUUAUUUGGGCCCUUUUCAUGAAUGCUGAAACAAAAUGCUAAAAUGAAAAGAUCAGGGCCUUUCUUAUAACAAGUGAGGAAUUCUGCAUCUCUGUGUGUGUAUAAUCCUUAAUGCCAUUAAAGAAUGAUAUUGUCAUUUGUCUAGUUUGCAAACAAAGAACACUUUAAAAAUAUACAUAUACAUAUAUAUAAACAUUUCCCAAGAAGAAAUGCAAAUGUACUUGAUUUAAACAAAACUGUAAUAGAAAAUUGAACUCAACCAAAAAAGGUCUCUCUAUGUUGUUUCUCCCUUCACAUAAAAAGUUAAGAGUAUUUUAAAAACUACUUCUGUUUAGUGAUUCAUUUUAUAAACAAAUGAGAGAAAAAACCCUUUAGAGGUACUUGUAAUUGUCCAAAUGUAAUAUUGCUAUGUUUACUAUUCUGGUUUCCUGUUUUCCCCGUAAACUUUAAAAACAUUCAUUGAGUAUCCUUAAAACUGUGGCCGAAAUGGUUAAAAAUCCUGGCAAGAAGGUAACACUGUAUAUGUAUAGGAAAAGUAGUCCCAUUUCAGAAUGUUUUGCAUCAUUUUCACUCAGAAAUUCCCUUAUUGAAUGUAGAUAUGUUACAUGGUUUUGCAUUGAAUUCUAAACAGAAAAAAGAAAUCAAGUCUGAAGCUUACAGUAAACAUGACUUAGGAUCAUGUAAAUGAUACAUAGAAAUAAAGAUACACGUGUUGUUAGAGGUAAAAGCAAAAUUUGAAAACAAAAUGGGAAGAAGCAACAUUAUGUCUAAUUGUCAACAAUGUAUUCCCCAUAUUACUGCCACAGUAUCAGUACUGAGUUAUUUGGCUUGUUUAUGUAUUAUUUAAAUUAAUGUGGCUGAAUGCAAUAUUUGUUCAAGUUACUGGAUAGUAGAGAGUUCUCUACUACUCUGUCUACAGAGAUGAAUAAUGAAAAGAAAUUUCUACUUUAGCAUAGGUAGAGUAAAGCAAGUAAGUGAUAUAAUAGGAAGAAUUUCCACCACAGAGAUACUUGGACAAGUGAGCUGCAAUUCUGAGGGGGAAAGAUCGGGCCUUGGGCGGACUGAGCCCAGGUUAUUGAGCUCGUAUGAGCUUUAUUGUCCCUGCAAUUAGUCUUUAAAAAUCUGACUAACAAGUGUAAUGAAUGUGCAAAGUCUGUGAUAUGUACAGACUCCUAAAAUUUUGUAUCAACCUCAAAUUUUGUCUAAUAUUAUAUAUCCCUAAAACAGAAAACUUUUAAUAUGGUAUGUUCCAAGUGCCAUAUAUCUUGCUUUUAAAUUAGGUGAUUAUUUCAUUCAGUGCAUAUGUUUACACCUGAGUGCUGUUCUGCUGCACUGUUUUUCCUUGUCUGUUCCCCUAAGAUCAUUUACAGAAAAUCUUCAGUAAAUUUCUAGUGCUAAUGGUAAUAUGGGUUAUAGUAAUUGAGAAAUAAGAGACUAGAUCGAGAAGAGAGAGGGAAAAAUGUACAAGUGUGAGCUGUGUAUCUGAGAUAAUACUUGUUUAACUGAAGAGUCAACACUGGUUCUUAAAAUGAAAAACAAGCUAUGUAUCUACCUUAAGGAUAAUGUUGCUUUUUAAUUUAUUUUAGUGAUUUAGUUUUAUUCAUGUAAUAUUUCUAUUUUUCUUUGCAGAUUGUUUUUAAUUUAAAUCAUGGAAUUUUUACUUCUCUUGAAAUGUAUUAUGUAAUGUAUUUUUAGAAAUCUUAUUUUUAAAUAAAUAUUUUUUGAAAACAAA
Messenger RNA from Phyllostomus discolor (pale spear-nosed bat), 9735 nucleotides. RefSeq names its product zinc finger DHHC-type palmitoyltransferase 21 (gene ZDHHC21). NCBI's taxonomy places the organism in Eukaryota, Metazoa, Chordata, Mammalia, Chiroptera, Phyllostomidae. Gene Ontology annotation, molecular function: protein-cysteine S-palmitoyltransferase activity. Gene Ontology annotation, cellular component: Golgi apparatus; endoplasmic reticulum. The transcript is spliced from 10 exons. The record is from RefSeq and is a predicted model, not a curated record. Gene Ontology annotation, biological process: peptidyl-L-cysteine S-palmitoylation; protein targeting to membrane. The coding region runs from base 1090 to 1887 and encodes 265 amino acids.